Messenger RNA from Anthonomus grandis grandis, 1063 nucleotides. Its product is annotated as N-terminal Xaa-Pro-Lys N-methyltransferase 1-B. The record is from RefSeq and is a predicted model, not a curated record. NCBI's taxonomy places the organism in Eukaryota, Metazoa, Arthropoda, Insecta, Coleoptera, Curculionidae. Gene Ontology annotation, cellular component: cytoplasm. The coding region runs from base 128 to 850 and encodes 240 amino acids. Gene Ontology annotation, biological process: N-terminal protein amino acid methylation. Gene Ontology annotation, molecular function: N-terminal protein N-methyltransferase activity. The transcript has 3 exons.
AUAAUUAAUUUGACAUCUGUCAUGACUGACAGGUUUCCCGCAUAUAUUUAAAAAUAAAACAUCUUGAAUUAUUAUACUUUAUUUUUACAUGAAAAAUUACAAAUCAUAACCUAAGAAAAUAAUUCAAAUGGAAACGUCAAAUGAACGUUUAUCACUAACACCAAAUGAAAAUUUCUACAAAGAUGGGGCCGAAUACUGGUCGAAAAUCCCUCCGACAGUCGACGGAAUGCUCGGGGGCUUCUCAGAGAUCUCUACAACGGAUAUUCAUAGUUCCAAAACCCUAUUAAAACAACUUUUUACCUCCACAAAACAACCACUUGGCAGAGGUUAUGCAUUGGAUUGUGGGGCAGGUAUUGGCCGCAUAACCAAAUUCCUAUUAAGUGACCUCUUUGAUAGGGUGGACAUGGUAGAACAAAACCCCCAGUUUCUAGAAAGUGCCAAAAAGUAUUUGGGAAAAACUAUUUUGGAGAAAAAAAUUGGGCAAAUGUUUCCUGUUGGAUUGCAGGACUUCCGGCCAGAACCUGGGAAGUAUGAUGUGAUUUGGUGCCAAUGGGUUUUGGGCCAUUUGACGGAUGAGGAUUUUGUUGCUUUCUUUGAAAGAUGCAAGCUAGGUAUCAAACCAAAGGGAGUUAUAAUAGUCAAAGAAAACAUCUCAUCCGGACAAGUGGAAGUUGAUACGACAGACUCUUCCGUCACUCGUCCAAUGGGACUCUUAAGAGAAUUAUUUGAUAAGGCCGGGCUCGAUUGUUGCAGGAUGGUAAAACAACUUGGAUUCCCUAAAGGUUUAUUUACGGUUUACAUGUUUGUCUUGAGGCCUAGACAUGAAGAAAACGUCGGGUCAGGAGAGUGAUUCCGGAAGAAAAUAAUUAAUCUUUUUAAGCAAUAUAUUGAUAACGGGGGAAGCGUUACUCUGUUUUAGGAAAUCACAACUUCUUUAUAGUCUUCUUGUGUUACUUACUGACCCAUAUUGUGUGAUAUAUUAGAUUAACCUUUUCUAUCUAUUAUUAUAUAUAUACAUUUUAGAAAUGGUUAUUAGCAAUCGGGAAUAAAUGAAGCUUUUUUU